AUGAUUCUCUACUUACUUACGCAAACGACAGCAUCAGUCUUCGUUCUUCUCUCUUUUAUCUUGGUACACAUCUAUAGAAAAUAUUCGUCAGAUGCAAUACAAAGUGAUCACGCCAACGACGAUCUCAAUGACACAAAUGCGCACCUACGCGAAGAAGCUCUUUCAUUGACGAAAGUUCGUUGUAAACCACGGCAAUCUUGGAUUCAAUCGUCGACAUCCUUGGAAGAUAAUUCAUUAAAUCUUAGCAAAUCAUUUGUACCAAAACCUUCAGUUGGUGGAAGCGGCGACGGUUCAAAUGUAAUUGUGAACACAACUAUAUGUACAAAAACACCAGCUGCAAUGCCAUUACAAAAGAAUUCGAUCGAUUGUAAUAAAUCUGAGAAAAGACAUGCCGAAACACCUCCCUACGGUUUCCUUCAACUGAAUCAUGAUCUUCGGUCGAUCAAAACGGAUGACUCAACAUUGUCACCAAUUUCAAAGACAAAUAACAUUCCUGAUAAAGAUGUGCUAUCAGCAAGCAAAAAGACCGACAAUUUCUACCUAAUCCAUCAUCAAUCAUCGUUAAUUCCAAUAAAAGAUUUAUUAAAUCAAAAAAAUCUCAAUACAAAUAUCGAAAUCAUUCAAAUGGAUGAGCAAGAAUGCAUUUUAGAAAUCGUCGAUGGUGUUAUCAAGUUAGUCCCAAAGGACAAAUCGCAUUUAUCAUCGCCGAACACCGAUGAUGAUAAAUCUGAUGCCAAACAAAAAAGUUCGAUUGAAUAUGAAACAAGUAAUAAUUACGAUUCACCGGAACGCACCGAACGAUCAUCGUCAGUGGCAUCAUCGAUUUCGACACCACCACUGUCCGAACAUGAGCACGAAUCAGAAGAUAAACUAUCGGUAGCGUCCGUAUCAAACAAAGACGAUGAUCAUGAAGAAAAUCAAGAACCAUUUAUUCUCUGCCGUGAUAUUCCAUCAAAAACCCCUCCACUUCAGUCUCAAUUCGAUCAAUCUGUUGACUUAUUGGAUUUAUUUUCUACUCCGCCUGUCCCGCAAUCGCAUUCGAACACCGAUAACAAUAAAUAUGUGAAAAAUUUACUUGACGAUUCCUUAUCAUCUGCUUCAUCCUAUGAACAGAAUGGCGCCGAUAAAGAUUCCAUUUCGCAUUCGUCUGAACAACAAAAAGAACGUUCACCAUCGCCAGUGGGUCAACCACUAUCCAAAUCUUCAUCAUCGACAUCAAUAUCUAUGAAAGACGAUAACUCUUCUGUAUCGCCGACAAAUCAAGUUUCGGAACUUGUUAAAUCAAUUCCCGUGAUCGAAAAACCUUCGUUAAUUGACGAACCUGAACUUGAGUAUCCACUGCCGAAAAGUGAACCUCCACCGACUGCUAAGCCGAUCAAUAAAGCUCGUAUAAACGAAUUCGCAUCUCUUCUCUCUUCAUCUGUUCAUUUGACUCAACUGCAAGCAAUUAAGAAGCCAGACGUUUCCAAAGAAACUCCCGUUAACAACCGUCCGCCGCCAUCUCCAUUACGUUCUGACGAGCAGAGCUAUUCUUCGAUACGUUCUGUGGUAGCAAGUGAUCGCGACCAACGCGAAUCUUAUCAAACAGUGAAAUCAAAUAACACUUCUCAAGAAGAACAAACGAAAAAGCCAAUCGAUGCACGUUAUAAUGAAAAAAUCGAUGAUCGAUCAUCGAUACAAAUAAACACAUCAAAUAUCAAAGCAUUAUUCGAACAAAAAAUCUCAGAUACGAAUAAACUCUUAUCCCAAUCGAACGAACAUUUGCUACAUUCGAACGAAGCCAAACAACAGCAUAAGAAAGUACCAAUUAGUUACGGAAGUUUAAAGCGAAACUUGCCAAUUAAUCCAGUCCAAACAAAUCAAGUUUCUACUCGACGACAAUCCUAUCAAGACAUGUCGAGUACGAAUAAAUAUGCCGAGCACAUUGCCGGCGCUAAGGAUGUGGUUAUUGAAGACAAACAGCCUGAACAUGGUCAUCAAACUGCACAAUAUGGCAACGGUAUACGUCGACACAAUACAGAAGAAAUCAUUCGUCCAGGAAUAGUGUCUUCGAGAGCAUCGCCUGAUUCGACAUCUAGUAACAAUCGAUCAGAAUCUUUAAUAGCUCGUGAAAUUCGUGAAACACAAGAGAAAGAAGAAGAAUUAAGACGGCAACGCCGCAGCUGUGGCCUACCAGAAGAUCUAUCCAGUUUAUCAAUAUUAGCAAAUAGCGAUCCAAUCAAACCCGAUGCUUCAUCGUCAACAUCUACUAAGGCGCCAGUUAAAAGCAGUUCAUUUCUAUCUAAUCUAGAUUUUUUUACCUCGAAAGAAAACACUGGCACAAAUAGCACUUUUCCAUCUCGUCGUUCAACAACAACAAUCCCAAAUAUUGCCUAUGAUUCUCAAGGGUCAUCAACAAAUAACGAGUCCAAACCAAUAACAAAUAUUGUCGCGCAAGAACUGAGCCGAUUCAAUGGAAACGGUAUCCCAAUCAUCCGUACAAGUUCGUCAAACAAUUAUAUUCAACGUUCAUCGUCAAACCAGAACAUUUUCACCGCACAAAAUACGAACAAUGUCAUCCAACGCGAAAUAGAAGCAAUUCGUACCAAGGAAGCCGAGCUACGUGAAUUAGGUCGAAUACAGCAUACAAGCGAUGAACAUUCAGAUCCAAGAAAAUAUCAAGAAUAUAUAUCAACAUUGCCGAAAAGUCAAUCCAAUACGACAUUAUCGAUGGGAAAAGCUAAACGAGAUACAGAACGUAUGCAUCGGCCAAUAAUUGCAACAUCCAAUGGAUUUCUUCAAUCUAAACCAAUCAGUAACACGUCAUCAUUGUCAUCAUUACGUGGUCGAUUUCCAAGUCCCAAUCCAACGGCGCCGAUAAUUAGUUCAUCCAAUAAAUCAACUGAUUAUUCGAAAUUGUCAUCAACAGAUCGACUCGAGCUAGAAAAACGGGAAUGUCAAGAGCGAGAACAAGAAUUACGAAAACAACGUCAUUCAGUCAACGGUGAUUCAGGCAAUGGAUCGCAAGAUGAACAUGACGACGAUCAAGAGCGUUAUUCCGACAAAAUUGAACGAUUGAAACGAAAAGAAAAUGAAAAAGCUCAAGCACCAUUGGUUCGACCAACAAAAAAACUGGAUAUGUGCCAAAGAUGGGAACAGAUGUUAACGAAUAAAAAUGCUCAACAAACAGUUGGUGAUGAACAUAAUGAUGAUGAUUAA
Adineta ricciae is the source of this 3198-nucleotide messenger RNA. Lineage: Eukaryota; Metazoa; Rotifera; Eurotatoria; Adinetida; Adinetidae. The record is from the annotation of a GenBank genome assembly.